This is a messenger RNA of Wasmannia auropunctata (little fire ant), 777 nucleotides long. Its product is annotated as 52 kDa repressor of the inhibitor of the protein kinase-like. Lineage: Eukaryota; Metazoa; Arthropoda; Insecta; Hymenoptera; Formicidae. The record is from RefSeq and is a predicted model, not a curated record. The transcript has 8 exons. Gene Ontology annotation, molecular function: sequence-specific DNA binding. Bases 1 to 777 code for a protein of 258 amino acids.
AUGGACAAAUGUUGGAAAGGUUGCAACAACAGCAGCAACAAUCACAACAGCCGUAACAACAGUUGCAACAAUCGCAGCUGCAAGAGGCACAGCAGGUACCAAAUGUAUUUCAUCGAGGACAAGGGUGUGGAAGGAGCCACGCCCGCUGGUACUAUAAUCAAGGUGGCAGAGGCGGCGGUCGAGGUGGCGGUCGAGGCGGCGGUCGAGGACGCGGUCGAAGAGAUUGAGGAAGUCGUAUAUUGCUGUAUAAGACCGAGAAAGAGAAGAAAUUUGGAAAAUAUGAGUGGAAAAAAACAGCCAAGCUGUGCAGUACCAUUGUGUAUCCAAAGUCACAAUGUGGAAGGACGAUUUUUUUUUAGAUUUCCAAGAGAGCAUGACAGAUGGUUGCAAUGGAUACGAGCAUGUGGAAGGCUGGAUCUAGAAUCCAAAGGUCCGGAAUAUGCCUAUCAAAAUUAUCGUUUGUGCCAUUUGCAUUUUGAGAAAAAAUGGUACAAAAUUAACAAAAUUAAAGCUCGUCUUCAUCCAGACGCUAUACCGACUCUAUUUGGAUUAAAUUUAGGACAAGACGAUGCAGACACUGUCAAUGAUGUCAAUGAUGAUAUCAUUCAGCCAAUUGAAGUGCAAGAGGACACUAGCAAUGCAGACAAUUCAAAUAUGAUCCUGCCAAUUGAUAACAUAGCUGAAGUUGCUAGACCUCGACUGAACGUUAAUAAGUCGUCGGAUGAUAGUCCAAGGAAAAGGAAAUUACGUUUGAAGAUCAAGAAAUUGAAGGCGUAA